Messenger RNA from [Torrubiella] hemipterigena, 1686 nucleotides. Lineage: Eukaryota; Fungi; Ascomycota; Sordariomycetes; Hypocreales; Clavicipitaceae. The record is from the annotation of a GenBank genome assembly.
AUGGCUUCCUACGCAGCACCAUUGAAGCUGCCGCCCAACACGGACCAGGCCAAGUUCUCGCAAUUCGUAAACAAGGCUAUUGGAAUUGUUGGCGAUGAGAAUCUAGUCAUCAUCUCGGGCCCAGAGCAUCUGGGCAAAGACAAUUACCUUGACCCAAGCAAGAAUCACGACAUGUUCCAUGUCAUGGGCGAGGAGUACUUCAUCUCUUCAGCUACAAUUGCACCACGGGAUGUAGCCGAGGUGCAGGCCAUUGUGAAGCUUUGCAACGAAUUCGACAUUCCCCUCUGGCCUUUUUCUGUUGGUCGCAAUGUCGGCUAUGGCGGCGCUGGUCCGCGAGUCCCCGGCUCCAUUGGCCUAGAUCUAGGCAAAAACAUGAACAAGAUUCUCAAAGUAGAUGUGGACGGCGCCUAUGCUCUCGUUGAGCCAGGUGUGACUUACACAAAUCUUCAUGAGUACCUGGUGGCCAAUAACUUGCGCGACAAGCUGUGGAUUGACGUACCUGAUCUCGGCGGCGGGAGCGUGCUAGGCAACACCACCGAGAGAGGUGUCGGGUACACGCCGUAUGGCAAUCACUUCAUGAUGCACUGCGGCAUGGAAGUCGUUCUCCCUGACGGAAGCCUGAUCCGAACGGGAAUGGGCGCCUUGCCUAACCCUGACGCAGAUACCAGCAAGCCCCCUCAUGAGCAGGAGCCCAAUGCAGCAUGGCAGCUGUUCAACUAUGGCUUCGGCCCGUACAAUGACGGCAUCUUUACUCAGUCAUCGCUGGGCAUCGUCGUCAAGAUGGGCAUCUGGCUCAUGGUAAACCCGGGCGGCUACGAGUCGUAUCUCAUUACCCUACCACGGGAUGAAGAUCUCCACGCAGCCGUCGAGAUUAUACGUCCGCUGCGCACGGCUAUGGUCCUCCAAAAUGUCCCAACCCUGCGACAUAUCCUACUGGACGCUGCCGUCAUGGGAGACCGCAAAUCGUAUUCCAGCUCAGACAAGCCGCUUACCGAUGCUGAGCUCGAUGAGAUUGCCGAGAAGCUCAACUUGGGCCGCUGGAACUUCUACGGCGCCUUCUACGGCCCAGAGCCAAUUCGCCAGGCCAUGAAGGCGGUUGUAAAGCAAGCGUUUGGCACUAUUCCUGGCUCCAAGUUCUACUCUCACGAGGAGUUGCCCGACAAUGUCGUCCUUCAAACGAGACAUCUGACACUCCAGGGCAUCCCAACCACGACAGAGCUCAAAUGGGUUGACUGGCUCCCCAACGGAGGACAUCUCUUCUUCUCCCCUAUUGCAAAGGUCACGGGUGACGAGGCUAUGGCACAGUACAAACUUACACGCCAACGCUGCGAGGAAGCCGGCCUCGAUUUCAUUGGCACUUUUGUAGUGGGUAUGCGAGAGAUGCACCAUAUUGUUUGCCUUGUAUUUGACCGCCUGGACCCCGAAUCGUGUCGCAAGGCGCACUGGAUCAUCACGACACUGAUUGACGAUGCUGCGAAGCGAGGCUGGGGUGAGUACCGCACGCACCUUGCCCUCAUGGACCAGAUUGCUGGCACAUACAGCUUCAACGAUAAUGCACAGCUCAAGUGCAACCAGAAAAUCAAGGAUGCCUUGGAUCCCAAAGGUAUCUUGGCCCCUGGCAAGAACGGAAUCUGGCCUACGUCGUACAAGGCUGAGCAGUUUGCUAUUCCCAAGCCGACUCUUUAA